This is a messenger RNA of Pristis pectinata (smalltooth sawfish), 2046 nucleotides long. RefSeq lists its product as uncharacterized. NCBI's taxonomy places the organism in Eukaryota, Metazoa, Chordata, Chondrichthyes, Rhinopristiformes, Pristidae. The record is from RefSeq and is a predicted model, not a curated record. Gene Ontology annotation, biological process: proteolysis; peptide metabolic process. The coding region runs from base 1 to 2046 and encodes 681 amino acids. The transcript is spliced from 17 exons. Gene Ontology annotation, molecular function: metalloendopeptidase activity.
AUGACAUAUACCACAGCAGCAGAGAUACAAAGAAGCAAACCAGAAAAUCCACUACUUGACAAUGAAGGACUGCCUCGAUUUUCUGCCAUCACUGCAGAACACAUCAUACCUGGAAUCACAAAGUUGGUUCAGGAACAUGGUGAGGGACUUCAGGAACUAGAAAAGAAUUUGGAAGCAAUGGGAAAACUACAAAAAACAUGGUCAUCCGUCUUUGACAAACUGGAAAUCCUGCAGUUUCCAAUUCACUACAGCUGGGGAAUCGUGGCAAAUCUAAAUAAAGUAAAGAAUAGUCCAGAAGUACGAAAGGCUUAUCAUCAGGUAGAGCCAUUGAUUGUGAAAGAACAUAAUCGACUUUCCCAGAACGUUAUAUUUUACAAUGCUUACAAGGAGCUGAUUGCAGGAAGCCAGAAGCUGAACGGUGCACAGCUCCGUAUCAUUAAUUUUGCUCUACAUGCAGCCAAGAAUGGCGGAGCUGAACUUGAGGGAGGAACUAAAAGCCAUUUCAAUGACAUUCAGCUGCAGUUGGCAAACCUCACUGAGAUAUUCAGAAAUAACGCUAUAGAUUCUACAAAUGCUUACUCACUGCUUCUCACGGACAAGGCUGGAAUUGAAGACCUUCCCCAAUCAGCUCGUAGACUCCUUGCCAGUAAUGCAGUGGUUGGUACAGAGCGAAGCCCAGAUCCAGAGAAUGGUCCCUGGAAGGCGACAUUAGACAGCCCUAGUUUUAAACCAAUCAUGUUGUAUAGUAGAAACAGACAGUUAAAAGAACAUCUUUACAAAGCCUUUAUCUCUCGAGCCAGAGGUGGACCGUAUGACAACAGUGUAUUGAUUGAUAAGAUUAGACAGCUGAGGCAUGAGAUUGCUAGAAUCCUCGGCUACAAGAACUUUGCAGAAUUGGCUGUGAGUAGAAGCAUGGCAGGAAGUGUGGACAAGGUCUGGGAGUUUAUUAAUGUUCUACGUGACAAGAGUUUUACAGUGGCACAGCAGGAACUGAGGACUCUGCAGCAAUUUGCAGAAAGCCAUGGCCAUGAAGGCGAGCUGAAACAAUGGGACAGAGAUUACUGGGAUGAGCAGCAAAGCACAAAGUUGUUCAGUGUUCUAUCUGGCCUCUUUCAACUGAGUUUGGAUUUAUUUGGGAUAGUGAUCAAGCCUGCAGACCUGGAGGUGGAAGUCUGGCACCCGGAUGUCAGGGUUUUCAACGUCUAUGAUAAGAAAGGUUCCCAUGUUGCUUCAUUUUUCAUAGAUCUUUACUCACGUCCAAAUGAAAAGGAAAGAGGAUCUUGGACUGCGCCCUUUAUCUCCAAAAGCAAUAUAUUACACAAGAAACCUGUUGCAUUUCUAGUGUGUAAUCAAGUUCCACCAGUUGGUUCUAUACCAUCACUUAUGUCAUUUUCAGAAAUCAAAGCCCUUUUUCAUGAGUUUGGACAUGCACUCCAGCACAUGUUGACCACAGUGCCAUAUGUCAUGGCAGCUGGACUCAAAAACAUUGAAUGGGAUGCUAUUGAAUUCCCUUCCCAGUUUAUGGAGAACUGGGUCUACGAUAAUAACACAAUAGCACUGAUCAGUGGCCACUACCAGACAGGAGAACCAUUGCCGCAGAGUAUCUUUGAACAACUACUGAAAGCACGUCAUUACCAGGGAGGGUCUGUUUUACUGAGACAAGUGUUCCUUUCAGCACUAGACAUGAAGUUACACACAAGUUCAGAUUCAUGGAAGUCUGUUGUGGAAGAAGUUGCUGAAAGAUUUACAGUGAUGAAGCAACUCCCUGAGGACUGUGUCCCUUGCACAUUUCUACACAUCUUCUCUGGUAAUUAUGCAGCUACGUAUUAUGCCUAUGAGUGGGCAGAGGUGCUUUCCCUGGAUGCUUUUGCAGCCUUUGAGGAAGCUGGUUUACAAAAUCGAACUGAAAUAUCCAAGAAUGGCAACAGGUUCAGAGACACUGUACUAAGUCUUGGGGGCGGAACUCACCCAAAGGAAGUGUUUCGAAUGUUCAGAGGUCGUGACCCAUAUCCUGAAUUCCUCCUCAAAGCUUAUGGACUUGUAUGA